CAGUCCGCCACAACAUCGUAGGCCACGACGUCCAGACCUACGCCCGCGCAGUUGCCAUUGCACAGGAAGUCGAUGCCAGUAUCCGACGUGAAGCCGUCCAGACACCAGCCCAGCCAGUUGCUCAACCACCAGCCCAACCCAAAGUUGCCCAACCAUCACUACAAGAAAUGUCAACUUUAACUAGACAUUUACCUAGAUCUUU
Striga hermonthica is the source of this 202-nucleotide messenger RNA. The record is from the annotation of a GenBank genome assembly. NCBI's taxonomy places the organism in Eukaryota, Viridiplantae, Streptophyta, Magnoliopsida, Lamiales, Orobanchaceae.